This is a messenger RNA of Caenorhabditis elegans, 1746 nucleotides long. It is a transcript of the gene sul-3, whose product is annotated as Sulfatase N-terminal domain-containing protein. Bases 183 to 1637 code for a protein of 484 amino acids. The record is from RefSeq and is marked reviewed. Gene Ontology annotation, molecular function: sulfuric ester hydrolase activity. The transcript is spliced from 14 exons. Lineage: Eukaryota; Metazoa; Nematoda; Chromadorea; Rhabditida; Rhabditidae.
UCAUUUUCUCGUUUUCUUAUUAUUUCCCCCAAUUUCUCGAAUACUGGUAAUACUUGAACUGUUUCUCCCACGUCUUCUCCCCCCACCCUUCACCCCAUCCUCCCAAACUGUCCUACCCUCCCCCGGUCACAGUCCCGUCGGGCAAAGCGCGGGAGGCUUACACUGUUUUGUGUCCAUUUUCUAUGCGGCGGACGACGCUCCCUACUUUUUUGUUAUUACUUUUACACAAUCAUGGGAUCACUGGUGUAGAUGGACAAACCGCCACGCAGAAGCCAAAUGUUUUGUUUAUAAUGGCAGAUGAUCUUGGGUUCAGCGAUGUGGAUUGGAAGGAUAGCACGUUACAUACACCAAACCUCCGGCACUUGGCAUUUCACAAAAAUACGGCGCUUCUGUCAAAUUCCUACGUUAACCAAUUAUGCACACCAACACGAAGCGCUUUUAUGACGGGCUACUACCCAUUUCGGGUCGGCACACAGAAUGGCGUGUUUUUGCACAUGGAGCCUGCCGGUGUGCCAACAAUGUUUCCAUUUCUGUCGGAAAACAUGAGACAAUUGGACUAUUCAACGUAUUUGGUUGGAAAAUGGCAUUUGGGAUAUUGCAAGAAAGAGUUUCUUCCAACAAAUAGAGGCUUUGACUAUUUUUACGGGUUUUAUGGACCACAAACGGGUUACUUCAAUCACUCAGCAGACCAAUACCAUCGGGAACUAAAAAGAGUCGUCAAGGGAUUGGAUUUAUUUGAAGAAGUUGGCAGCGGAAAAAGCGUACCAGAUUUUUCACAGAAUGGGGUUUACUCAACGGAUCUUUUCACUGAUGUAGCAAUGAGUGUACUGGACAACCACAACAAUUCCAAACCAUUCUUUAUGUUUCUUUCCUAUCAAGCAGUACACCCGCCUCUUCAAGUCCCACGCUCAUUCGACAAGUAUUGCACACGAGUCAAAAAUCGCUAUCGUCGCAUUUAUUGUGGGAUGCUGACAGCAAUGGAUUUUGCAAUUGGAAGAUUGGUGGAAUACCUAAAAGCCUCUAAUUUAUAUGAAAACACAGUGAUUGUGUUUACUAGUGACAAUGGUGGAACAGCGAAUUUUGGAGCAUCCAAUGCUCCUCUUCGUGGUGAGAAAGAUACAAUCUGGGAAGGUGGUACAAAAACGACAACGUUUGUGCACUCACCAAUGUACAUUGAAGAAGGUGGAACAAGGGAUAUGAUGUUUCAUGUUGUGGAUUGGCACGCUACAAUAUUAUCUAUCACUGGUUUAGAAAUUGAUUCAUAUGGUGACGGUAUCAAUCAGUGGGAGUAUUUAAAAACGGGUAGACCAAAGUUCAGGCGUUUUCAAUUUGUUUACAACAUUGACAAUCACGGCUCUGCAAUACGCGACGGAGAUUAUAAACUGAUCGUUGGAAAUGUCGAUCGAAAAAUGUCAAAGGACAAAAAUAGGACGCGGUUGUUCAGAAUCACUACAGAUCCAACUGAAUCCAAAGAUAUCGCACGAAGCAAUCCAAAAAUUGUGCGAAGAUUGCUUGCUAAACUCGACCAACUGAAAAAGUUUCUUCAUAAAAAUGUUCGUAAACCACUCAGCCUGAAUGGUAGUCCAGAACGGUUUAAUGGAAGCUAUUCCAGUUAUUGGUGUGAUGAACAAAUUUGAAGCCAGAAUCUCAUAAUUAUGCUCACUUUACUCAAGGUACUUUUUAAUGGGUAUAUUCCAAAUGAACCGAUGCCAUUUUUGAAUGAAUUAAUAAAAGAUAAUGUCACUC